CAGCUGGUCACACUUUCCAGCAAAAAAGUGAAAAAUAUUGAACAAAUAAUCGCCGAUCGGAAGAUAGAAAGUGCAAAUCCAUUUGACAGAAUAAAAUAGGCCUAAAACAGCUCGCUGCGAGCUGCUAAUUAAAUUAUAAAACAUACAGAAGCGUUGAAGACGUCGCAAACCAAGCCCACAAUCCCCGCUCGUUGGCCUAUUUCGCUGGACUAAACGAAAGAUAUAGGGAAACAGAGAGAGAGUGUGUGUGUGUGUAAAACGACACGGCUGGCUAAUAGCUUUCACCAAAUCUAGUUUUCCUUGUUGUACUCUCGCCCAGGAGCUAAGCGCACUAUGUAGAAGUCCGACUCCGAGCCAAGGGGAAACCAACUAGCCAGCAGCCGUAGCAGAAGUACCACAAUCAGAGGAAAACAAAAGCCACGCCAUGUCUAUACUGACCAGCCUGAAGAAGGUCUUCCACCUCGGUGGGGGUGAGGCCAAGAAGAAGCGGCUUUACAACAACAUCAAGAUGGACACAAACCCGGAGGAUUUCUGGGAGAUGGUCGGUGAGCUGGGCGACGGUGCCUUUGGAAAGGUGUACAAGGCCCAGCACCGAGAACAGAAGCGCUUCGCCGCCGCCAAGAUGUGUACGCUGGAGGACGAGGAGAACCUCAGCGACCACAUGGUCGAAAUCGACAUUCUCUCGGAGAUCAAACACCCCAAUGUGGUGGAGCUGUACGAGGCCUUCUCCCUUGAUGAUAAGCUGUGGAUGCUGAUCGAGUACUGCGAUGGCGGAGCCCUGGACAGCAUCAUGGUGGAGCUUGAGAAGCCACUAACUGAGCCGCAAAUUGCCUACGUGUGCAAGCACAUGACCGAGGGUCUAACCUUUCUGCACCGCAAUAAGGUCAUCCACCGCGACUUGAAGGCAGGAAACGUUCUCCUCACCAUGGAGGGUGGCGUCAAGCUGGCGGACUUUGGCGUCUCGGCCAAGAACAAACACACGAUGCAGAAGCACGACACGUUCAUCGGCACCCCUUAUUGGAUGGCGCCGGAGCUGGUGUUGUGCGAAACGUUCCGGGACAACCCGUACGAUCACAAAGUGGACGUCUGGUCACUGGGCAUAACGCUAAUCGAGCUGGCCCAAAUGGAGCCGCCCAACAGCGAGAUGUCGCCGAUGCGUGUGCUCCUCAAGAUCCAAAAAAGCGAGCCGCCCAAGCUAGAGCAGCCGGCCAGGUGGAGCAAAGAGUUCAACGACUUCCUCAAGAAGUCUUUAGUCAAGGAUCCCCAGCAGAGGCCGACGACGGAUGUGCUGCUGCAGCAUAGCUUCAUCAGCAGGGACAUGGACGCCAAGCCCAUUAAGGACCUGCUGCUCGAGUACAAGGCUGAGGUCGUUGAGGAGGUGGUGGACGACGAGACCGAGAAGCUUAAACGCCAAGUGAAGCGGCGCUCACUCUAUCAGAGGGAACCCCGCAACUCGGCGCUCCAGCUCGACCUGGACGAUGACUCUGCUUCGCUGCAGAGCCAAGACAUUGACAAACUUCCAGGUACACCUACAUCCAUUUUGCGGGAUGCCAAAGAGCAGCCCCAACCAAGUAGCAGUUUACCAACCGCCGCAGCAGCAACAGCAGCGGCAGCAACAACUGCACCCACAACAACUAAAGCCACCACUCCGGACAGACCAAACCACAGCAAGGAUGACAAUGUUGAGCCGGCAGCCCAGCAGCCGCCGCCGCAUACCAAAGUGCCUGCUCCAGCGCCGCCGUCGCCCCAAAAAACACCGCCACCCCCACAACUUCCUGCCCCAGCAGUCGCAGCAGCAGCAGCAGCGGCGGUGGCAGCUGUUGCCGAGGCAGCUGAAAAAACCGAGUCCGACAAAAAGCACUUUGUCAAGAAGGAGAAGGGUAAAGCGCCGCCACCACCCAUGGCUGUUGCAGUCGCCGCUAAUGCAGCGAAGCAGCCAGCUGGAGAUGCUCAGAUGUCGCCCAAGAAGGUAUCCACUCCCGAACCCGCUUCGCCAGUCACCACAGCUAUUGAGGUAGCCAUUGGACAGGAGACCAUUGAACAGAAACCGCAGCCACCCUCGCCCACAGCCUCGUCCAUUGUGUCCGUGCAGUCAGUGGCCUCGUCGAGCUCCUCGGGAAGCGUUUCCAAUGCGAGAACGCUCAGCUCCAGUACAUCCCUGAUAACCAUCAACAGCGAUGCCCCAGCCCCGCGACAGUCGCCGCCGCAGCCGCAGCACGUGGUAUUGCCAAAUAGCUUGGAGUCGGUGAGCCAAAUCACCGUGGUAACAAGCACCCAUCCGCCGGUGAUUAUCGACAACUCGGUGGCUCCAUCGGAGGUGAUUAUCGUGUCUAAUGACCUGAACAAGAGCACUCACCUGAACGAAUCCUCGACGGACGACGACUUCCCAUCGCUGGACGACAGCUUGGGCGAUUCCGGCACGCCACCCUACAAACAGUCCUCCAUGAUAUUGGCGGUCAACGAUCCGGCGGGAGUGGUACCUGCGCCUCCGCCGCAGCCCCACAAUGCCACCACCACUGUCCAUGCCCGCAAGCUGGACGAGAGCGAGGUACUGAUCGUGAGUCCAUCGUAUGCGGACGACGAUUCUGCUUACCAUACGGCGUCGGGCAGCCACGAUCACAGUGACCAGCUGAUGGACACCAGCCAUGUGUCGGUCGUCACAGUGGGCGACGAAGGGGUCAAGGUGAAGGACAGCAGCAACGAGAUGGACGGCGUCAAGCGCCAGCCGAACGGAAUUAUGCCGGAGGAUGUGAACAUCAUCGUAAACCGAUUCAAGCCGGAGAAGCGAUCGCCGGAUAGCUCGCUGAGCGAGAAUGGCUCUGUCCGGGGGCGGCGGGGCAUCGAAGUGCAAGUGAGCGGCAGCGGAGGCUCCGACGUGGACAGCGUUGGCACCAACACUAGUCAUGACAGUCGCCACGAGGUGGAUCUUAACAACAAGCCGCAGUCGCAACAGUUACCGGCGGCCGUACUGAUGCCGCCUCCACCUCCCUCUGUGACGAAUAAUCACAAUCACAUGACCAUCGACGAGGAAGAGGAGGUUGUCAUCCGACCCAGGACCAGGCCUCCGCCUGUGGUCAAGUCUGCGCUCACCAAGGAGGAGAUCGAACUGCGAAACCUGCGCAAGAAGACGCGCAAGCGCACCCGCAAGUUCGAGAUCGAUGGCGUGCAAAUGACCACAACUACCAGCCGGGUGAUCUACGGCGACGAGGAGAACGGUCGCAUCUAUGAUGAUCACGACUUCCGUAAGCUGGAGCUGCGAGAGCUGAAGAUGCUCCAGAAGCAGGAGAAGAAGCAGCAGACUGAACUGCACAUAAAGGAGCAACAAGCCAAGGAGCAGCAGGACCGCCGCUUCGAGCAGGAACACUCCUCGCUGGAGAAGACCUACGAGGCGGACAUGGAUAUGCUGGCGCGACAGCACAAGCAGCUGGUGGAGAAAACCGAGCAGACGCAGGAGAACGAGCUGCGUUCCUCGUCGAAGCGCAUCCGCUCCGAGCAGGAGCAGGAGCUGAAGAUCUUCCGGGAGAACCUUAAGCAGGAGAUCCGCUUGCUCAAGCAAGAGGUUGACCUGUUCCCCAAGGACAAGCGCAAGGAUGAGUUCAAGCAGCGGCGAUCGGCCAUGGAACUGGAUCAUGACGAAAAGGAGCGCGCCUUCCUCGACUCGCUCAAGGAGCGGCAUGAGCUGCUGUUGAGGCGGCUCAGUGAGAAGCACCGGGAACACCUGGCCAGCAUCAAUCGCAACUUCCUGCAACAGAAGCAGAAUGCGAUGAGGACGCGUGAGGCUCUGCUCUGGGAGCUGGAGGAGAAGCAGCUGCACGAACGCCACCAGUUGUCCAAGCGACAUGUCAAGGAGAUUUGCUUCAUGCAGCGCCACCAGAUGAUUAUCCGGCACGACAAGGAGCUGGAGCAGGUGAAGCGCAUGUUGCUGCGCAAGGAGGAGGAUCUGGUCAAGAAGCAGACGCUGGAGAAGCGAGCCCUGCCCAAGCGAAUCCGAGCUGAGCGCAAGGCACGCGACCUAAUGUUCCGGGAAUCGUUGCGUAUUUCUACGAAUCUGGAUCCCGAGAUCGAACGCGAACGCCUGAAGAAGUUCCAGGAGCAGGAGAAGAAGCGUUACAUGCAAGAGGAGCGCCGCUUCGAGGUCAAACAUCAAAAGCAAUUAGAAGAGCUACGUGCCACACGUGAAUCCGCCAUAAGAGAACUGGAGCAGCUGCAGAACGAGAAGCGCAAAGCCUUGGUGGAGCACGAGCAGACCAAGCUGUCGGAGAUCGACGACCGCCUGAAGGCGGAGCUGCGCGAGUGGCGCGAACAGCUGGCGCCCCGCAAACAGAAACUGAAUGAAUCCAUCAAGGCGGCCAUCGAUCUGCACGAGCAGCGCCACGGUCUGGUGGUCAACCGGGAGGAAUUCGAGGACCAGGAGGUGGAGCUGCCGGUGCGCCUGCGCGGCAUAUUCAACGAGCGCUCCUCGCGUCUUAUUCCACGCAACACCUUCAUCGACACCACUCAGAUGCCUCGCUCGCGGUCGUCGCUCCUGAUGAUGGGCGGCGGUGGCAGUCGGCUGGCCAACUUCCGCGGCUCGGCUCCAGAUCUGAGUCGCAGUGUGCCCAGUACGCCCAUCUUCCACAAGCAGCAGCGCUCCCAGAUGAUCAGUGACCUAGUGCUGGAAGAGGACGAGGAACAACUACUGGCCGAGCAGAUGAAGCGGGCCAGCGUUACGACUCUGCCCGCCCAGAACCAUCUGCGCCUGAUUACCCAGUCGCCGGCCAACGAGCUGGUCAAGGUGGUGACCACCCCACCGGUGUUGAACAGUGCCGAAGAUGCUAGCUCCAAGCCAGCCAUGAGCACGUUUAGAGGUAGCACGCCUCCGAAAACACCCGACGACCUGGGCCUGGUGAGCAACCGGUUCAGCCGCGUUGAUCCCAAAGCGGCAGCGGACGCCAGCGUAGAGCUGCGUAUCCACGAGGGACCCGUCCUGACGGCCCACACCCAGCGCCUGCUGCACUCCACCUCGUUCGCUAUAAAGCGACCCUCGCUAGCCAGCCGGAGCAGCGGUCGAUCCUCGCUGAGCAGCGCCCAGUCCAUGUAUAAUAUUAGCGAGCUCACCACCCGGUUCGCCAGCGAUGCGGACGUGAUCUUUGACUCGGGACGCAAGGCGGCCGCCCUGCUGGACGAGGUGCAGCCGCAACUGAGGUCAUCGGUGAAGCCGGGACACAGUCGCCAGAAUGGGAGCGUUGCCUCAGCGGACUCGGCAGCCUCCUCAGAUGAUUUCUACUACGAUUUGUAUGCCGCCAAGUACCGAUUGCCGAGGAUCAACCAGCGGCAGCACAGCUGCGAGGAGGAUUCAUCGGCGAUCUAGGAGCGCCGAGGAGGGACACUUGCCUUGUUCCAGCGCCCGGCUCCUGCUCAUGCACCUCGGCCACUAACAAACCAAUUGAAACCAUUUCUACUCACACCCACUAACACUGAAACUGAAACCGCUUUUUACUCCUCCUUUUUGGUGCUGGCUAACUGCACAUCCCCACUUAGUCCCUCCACUAACAUAUCAUCUGGCUAACCACCAAUCGGUAGAGACUACUAUAAUAACCCUUCUGCUCUGCAUCCGCAUCUGAAUCCGCAUCGGAAAAUGCCAUACAUUCUGUCUUGCCAAUGUUUACUAUGUUUGCAUUUUGCAAUUUUAUUGAACAAAAAACAUUCGAGUUUAUGUUGAAAGUAUUGUUUUGACUUGGAACAGCCUUCCGCCUCCAAAUACAUUCCAUUUUAGCAGUAUUAUAACGUACUUAGUAAAAACAGUAAUGAAAAAAAACAAAGAAAUCAAUCGACAUUCCAUAUUUAGCAAGAUGCCAAGCAUUUGUAUAGCCAUAUCGUACUCUAAACAUUUUUAUAAAUAUUUACAUAACGCAUUAUAAUAUCGUACUGAAAUUUUCAUGAUGCUUCACUGUACACACCCACACCCACUCUUGAAUAAAAACAUGUACACAUGCAAACCAACAAAAAAAAAACGCGCUGCUAUCGAAACAAAAACCAAAAAAACGCAAAAAAAAUUUUGAAACCAAAACCAAAAUCUAUAUCCGAAAACUUUUCUUGCCGGCUCUCCUCGCCUCGUUAUGUGUAAAGCAACUACAGCAGCGGCUGCAACAAGAGCGACUGGAGGAGACCUUUGCCCAGCAGAUGGAUGAAAUGGAGUCCCUGUACGGUGGUGCCCUCAUUGUCUCCAU
Drosophila bipectinata is the source of this 6209-nucleotide messenger RNA. It is a transcript of the gene Slik, whose product is annotated as Sterile20-like kinase. Gene Ontology annotation, molecular function: ATP binding; protein serine/threonine kinase activity. Lineage: Eukaryota; Metazoa; Arthropoda; Insecta; Diptera; Drosophilidae. The record is from RefSeq and is a predicted model, not a curated record. Gene Ontology annotation, biological process: protein phosphorylation.